Prunus avium (sweet cherry) is the source of this 1312-nucleotide messenger RNA. Lineage: Eukaryota; Viridiplantae; Streptophyta; Magnoliopsida; Rosales; Rosaceae. The record is from RefSeq and is a predicted model, not a curated record.
GGGAGACCAACCCGAUGGUUGAGAAUGAAUUGCUUGAAUGGAUGGAAUCUGAUAGAUCCACUAGCAAUGUCAACGGGCUUCAAAAUGAUGGAAAGAUGGGAAAUAAUUUGACAGUAUUUAGCUACGCAUCUGUCGUGGCUGCCACAACUAACUUCUCUGAAGAAAACAAGCUCGGACAGGGGGGCUUUGGACCUGUUUAUAAGGGAAAACUUCUGACGGGACGAGAAAUUGCUGUGAAGAGACUUUCAAGAUGUUCAGGGCAAGGAACUUUGGAGUUUAAGAAUGAAUUGAUACUCAUAUCUGAACUCCAACAUACAAACCUCGUUCAGCUUUUUGGCUUCUGCAUUCAUGGGGAAGAGAGGAUGUUAAUCUAUGCCUACAUGCCAAACAAAAGUUUGGACUGCUUUUUAUUUGAUUCAACCAAAGCGAUGCUACUAGAUUGGACGAAGCGGUUCAACAUAAUUGAAGGAAUCGCUCAAGGACUGCUUUACUUGCAUAAAUACUCAAGAAUGAGAGUAAUUCACAGAGAUUUAAAAGCUAGUAACGUACUACUUGAUGAAUAUAUGAAGCCCAAAAUUUCUGAUUUUGGUUUGGCAAGAAUUUUUACACAUAAUGAACUUGAAGCAAAUACUAAUAGGGUUGUUGGAACAUAUGGUUACAUGUCUCCCGAGUACGCUAUGGAGGGGACUUUUUCGAUAAAAUCUGACGUCUAUAGUUUCGGGGUGUUAAUGCUUGAAAUCAUUAGUGGUAGGAGAAAUAGUAGCUUCUACAAUGCUGAUCGCGUGCUCAAUAUAGUAGGAUAUGCAUGGGAGUUAUGGAAAGAAGGCAGGGGGCUAGAGCUAAUGGAUCCAACACUAAAGGAUUCAUGUACUGAAGAUCAAUUGUUAAGAUGCUUCCAUGUUGGUCUGUUAUGCGUGGAAGAAAAUGCAGCUGAUCGGCCCUCCAUGUCUGACGCCAUAUCUAUGUUGACUACUGAAACCAUUUCAAUGCCACUACCUACAAGGCCAGCGUUCUUCACAAGAAGAAAUUUUAUUGAGUCUGAUAUAAGUAGAAGGGAGUUGCAAAUUAUAUCAGUAAAUGGCUUGUCUAAUACCUCAGUUGCAUACCGCAGUUGCUGGACGAUACAUUGCUUUGCUUUUGUAUAUGUUGUAUUCCCUGUGAAAGUAGGUUUUCUUGUGGAUUAUAGUUUUUUAAUUGGCAAUAUUGCGUAUAGAUUCACUAGCCGGAACUUACCAAACUGCUCAAAACGGAUCAACGGUGAAGAGGGUAUUGUGGCAAAGUUUCAAUUAUCUGGAGGAUGUGCUUUUGCCAG